Messenger RNA from Anguilla rostrata (American eel), 4601 nucleotides. RefSeq names its product synapsin-2-like. The record is from RefSeq and is a predicted model, not a curated record. Gene Ontology annotation, cellular component: synaptic vesicle membrane; synaptic vesicle. The coding region runs from base 253 to 3534 and encodes 1093 amino acids. Gene Ontology annotation, biological process: neurotransmitter secretion. Gene Ontology annotation, molecular function: ATP binding. NCBI's taxonomy places the organism in Eukaryota, Metazoa, Chordata, Actinopteri, Anguilliformes, Anguillidae. The transcript has 13 exons.
CAGCAAGAGAGAGAAGAGGAGUCUCCUGCAGGCACGGGGGGGUGGAGUGGGGGCUAGGCCGAGCUGAAGGGGAGAGUGAGUGAAAGAGGGAAGGAAGAUCACGAGACUGCAGCUGUGUAGAGCACUGAGCUCCGAUCCUGAGUAAGCCUGACUGCUUCUCCUCCGGACCACAUCACAACGCGCUACCCAUCGCCAGAACCCAUCCUCUGCUGACUGCACAGAGCAGCCCUAUCCACCCAGCCAGCUGCAGCCAUGAACUUCCUCAGACGACGGCUCUCUGACAGCACCUUCAUAUCCAACCUCCCCAACGGGUACCUGAGUGACCUGCAGCGGCCAGAGCCCCAGCCCCCGCCCCCUGGGGCGGCCCCCACCACGUCCCCCACUCCGGAGCAGAAACCUGCACCCCCCCUGUCCUCUGGCUUCUUCAGCUCCAUCACCAGUGCGGUCAAACAGACCGUGGCCACAGCGUCCGCCAGCCUGAGCGAGCAGGUGGGGGGUGUGCAAGAAGCAGGGGAACCAACAGAGAAACCGGCAGCCUCGCCAGAGAAACCGGUGGUCACAUCGGAGAAACCGGUGGUCACAUCGGAGAAACCGGCAGCCUCGCCAGAGAAACUGGUCACGUCAGAGAAACCAAUAGCCUGUUCGGAGAAACCAGGGGCCAAAUCAGAGAAAACGGUGGUCUCAUCGGGGAAACCGGUGGUCUCACCGGAGAAACCGCUGGCCAAAUCAGAGAAACCAGUGGUCUCAUCGGAGAAACCGGUGGCCAAAUCAGAGAAAUCGGUGGUUUCAUCGGAGAAACCGGUGGCCAAAUCGGAGAAACCGGUGGCUACAUUAACAGGGCAGAAGCAAGCCCCCAUAAUGCAGCCCAGGAAGGUGAGGAUUGUGCUGGUCAUCGAUGAGCCGCAGCAGGACUGGUCCAAAGUGUUCAGAGGGAAAAAACAAGGAGACUAUGACAUUAGAGUGGAACAGGCGAUGUUCUCAGAGAUCACCAUAGUGUCGCACACCACUGGUCGUGUGGACUUGCAGGUUUUCCGGAAUGGGACCAAAGUGGCCAGAUCGUUCAAGCCAGACUUUGUUUUGGUACGACAACACGCCUUCAGUAUGACAAAAAAUGAAGAUUUUCGUAACCUGAUCAUCGGUCUGCAAUACGCUGGCAUCCCGAGCAUCAACUCUCUCAAGUCCAUCUACAACCUCUGUGACAGACCCUGGGCGUUUGCCCAGCUGAAGAAACUGGGGCCUGAGAACUUUCCACUGAUUGAACAAACAUUCUACCCUAAUUAUAAAGAGAUGGUGACAGCGCCCACGCUCCCGGUGGUACUGAAGAUCGGACAGGCAUACUCUGGGAAAGGGAAGGUGAAGGUGAACACACACAAUGACUUUCAGGACAUGGCCAGUGUCGUCGCUCUCACACACACCUACACCACCACUGAGCCCUUCAUCGACUCAAAGUACGACAUCAGAGUUCAGAAGAUAGGCAGUGACUACAAAGCUUAUAUGAGAACCUCCAUCUCUGGGAACUGGAAGACUAACAGUGGCUCUGCUAUGCUGCAGCAAGUAGCCAUGAGAGAACAGUACAAACACUGGGUGGACACCUGCUCAGAGAUCUUCGGUGGUUUAGAGAUAUGUGCAGUGAAAGCCAUUCAUGGUAAGGAUGGGAGAGAUUAUAUCACAGAGGUGUUGGGUUCAUCAAUGCCUUUGAUUGGAGAUAACCAGGAAGAGGAUAGACAGCUCAUUGCUGAUCUAGUCAUGUCCAAAAUGAACCAACGAGCAGCAAGGGCCCCAGCACGACCUCCUGUGAGGCCAACAACUGUCCAACCACAACAGGCUAUCCCCCCAAAAGAGCUCCACAACAAGGUCCCAGCUCAGCAUCCAUCAGCUCAAGGUCAAACCCAACAAAAGCAACCUGACUCCUCCACUAACCAUACCCCCAUCAUAGCCUCUGUCACACCCAAGGACCCCACCCUUAUUCUGGACCAAACCCCCAUCCCUGUGCAGGACCCUGACCUUAUUCUGGACCCAACCCCCAUCCCCAUACAGCACCCCAACCUUAUUCUGGACCCUACCCCCAUCCCCGUACAGGACCCUGACCAUAUUCUGGACCCAACCCCCAUCCCGAUACAGGAACCCAACCUUAUUCUGGACCCUACCCCCAUCCCCAUACAGGACCCCAAACUUAUUCUGGACCCAACUCCGGUCCCUGUACAGGACCCCAACAUUAUUCUGGACCCAAUUCCCAUCCCAAUACAGGACCCCAGCCUUAUUCUGGACCCAACUCCCAUCCCCGUACAGGACCCUGACCUUAUUCUGGACCCAACCCCCAUCCCUGUAGAGGACCCCAACCUUAUUCUUGACUCCACCCCCAUCCCAGUAGAGGACCCCAGCCUUAUUCUUGACUCUGUCCCUGUUGCUAGCCAGGAUCCUACCCCUAAUCUAGACUCCACCUCCACUCCAGUCCCCAUCCCUAUCACUGACAAGGAACCUACCACAAUUCUGGACACCACCUCUAUCCUGACCCCUACCCCUGCUGAAGAUCCAACUCUUAUUCUAGCUCUGACCCCAUUUCCCACCACUGCUCCUGUUUCCCUCCCCGUCCUUACCCCUAUCGAUGACCCUACUCCUGUUCUUGCCCCCACUGCUGUCCCUGUCCCAACAACUCAGCAGCCUCAGCCUCGAGGGCAGGCAUCACCUGCUCCAGGUAAACCAGAGGAUCAACUCCCAAAAGCCUUUCCUCCAAAACCACUACCUCCCAAACCCAUUCCCCCAGUACGGCGGAAUUCCAAACCUCAGCUGCAGCCAAAGCCGCAGCUCUCGCCUAAAGUCCAGCCAAGGCCCCAGAUUAAGCCACAGGAUCAGUACCCAUCUCAGGCAGAGGGUCAGUCUGAACCCCAGGCACAACCCCAGAUCCAACCCAAACCUCCAGUCCAGGCUAAACCACAAACUUAUCCCAAACCCCCAACCUCACCUAAACCCCAGAUCCAACCGAAACCUCAGGCCCCACCCGAGCCUCAGCUCCAGAUUCAGGUCCAGGACCAAUGUGGAACCCCACCCCAGGCUGGGCCUAAGCCUCAGACCCAGCCUAAACCUCAACCCCAGGCCCAGCCUAAACCCCAAACCCAAGCUGGGCUUAUACCUCAAGCCCAACCUAAGACCCAGACUCAGGCCCAGCCUAAGCCACCAGUUCAGCUUGACCCAGAGGCCCAAGCCCAACCUGAGCACCAGGCACAACCUAAUCCUCAGGCCCAGCCUAAACCCCAAGCCCAGCCUAAUCCUCAGACCCAGCCCAAGUCUCAGGCCCUGCCUAAGCUCCAGGCUCAACCUAAAACCAUGUCCCAGGACCAGGUUGAGCCUCCUACUGGGCAGCAGACAACAGGGCAGGAGACACCAUCCCAUCCACAGCUGAAUAAAUCUCAGUCCUUGACCAAUGCCUUCAACUUUGGGGACAUGUCCUUCUUCCGCUCGAGCAGUGAAGAUGCUGCCAAGGCUGACACUAUUCGAAACCUACGCAAGUCUUUCGCAAGCCUCUUCUCCGACUAGCCUCAGGCGGGCAGAACCUGACCUGGAGAAAAAUGUGUUUAAAUGAAGAGUGUUCUGGUCCUAAACUGAUUAUAUAUUCAUAUUCAUUGCCUGCUUUGGCCCAUAACUGUGUGUCAGUUAGACAUAUUGGCUGUGCUGUUGUUGUUCUGAUACUACACCAAACUCUGGCAACUCUGAGAGAAUUCUGAGAGAAAAGAUCAGAGGUGAAGUUGCAUAGCAGGUGAAGCUGUUAAACUCCUGAGUGGUGUCACCCUUAGAUGUUGUAGCCUGAUUGUGAAAGUGUGUUUAACCUCAGGCAAAGUGCUGUGAUUGGUGAUCAGUAACCCAUGUUUUAAUUCAUGUUGUAUGUAGAUCAAGUCAGGUACCUUUCGUUCCAUGAGACACUGGCAUUGGUUUCGAUAUGAUAUAAUGCAAGAUGUAAAGAAUGAAAAAGUUUAUGCAGUGUCCCCGUAGUGCCAAACGUGAGCAGAUUAACAAUGCUAUGGCCUAAUGACCCCCAUACUGUGGCCACACUGGCCUACUGAGCCUCAUACUGUGGCCACACUGGCCUACUGAACCCCAUACUGUGGCCACACUGGCCUACUGAACCCCAUACUGUGGCCACACUGGCCUACUGAACCCCAUACUGUGGCCACACUGGCCUACUGAACCCCAUACUGUGGCCACACUGGCCUACUGAGCCCCAUACUGUGGCCACACUGGCCUACUGAACCCCAUACUGUGGCCACACUGGCCUACUGAACCCCAUACUGUGGCCACACUGGUCUACUGAACCCCAUACUGUGGCCGCACUGGCCUACUGAACCCCAUACUGUGGUAAUAUGUGGAGUCUGGCCAUCCCCAGAUAUGCCUACUUAUCCCUGAGAACUGAAAUCUCUUCACUGUUUAAAUAUAGAAUCUUGACAUGUUGUGUACUGUCGAGUUUAUUUUGUGGAGCAAUUUUUGUGGUUCUGUUUUAUAUGUUUAUAAGUAUACAUUUUACUUGGUGAUUAAUUUGUAUGCAAAACUGCUUUGCAUGAUCUAGUGAUAACUGUCUAUUGUACAGUCAAUAAAUAUGUAAUGCAUCA